AUGGCUGAGAUAGCAAACGAUAUCUCUAACACUCAACAAACUUCUUCAGAUACAGUUGAGAACAAAAUCAAUCCAAUAUUACAAUCAUUGGUGUUUGGUGAUAGAUAUAAUCAACCUCUAUCAGUUGGAGUAUUACCAACACCAUUACAAUCAUUGAAGUUUGGUUAUAGAUAUAAUCAACCUCUAUCAAUUGGAGAAAUACCAUCAUCAUUACAAUCAUUGGUGUUUGGUUUAGACUAUGAUCAACCUCUACCAGUUGGAGUAUUACCAUCAUCAUUACAAUCAUUGGUGUUUGGUGGUUACUAUAAUCAACGUCUAUCAGUUGGAGUAUUACCAACAUCAUUACAAUCAUUGGUGUUUGGUGAUAGAUAUAAUCAACCAAUAGCAGUUGGAGUACUGCCAUCAUCAUUACAAUCAUUGAAGUUUGGUCAUAUAUAUUUAGAAAUUUCGCCAACAAGAGUUUUAGUUGAUUUCAAACAAACGAUUGCCAACAGAAACUUUAUUAAAUUAGGGUCACUUGGAGUAAUCAAACUUCCAAAUAUCAAAUUUUCAAAAAUAACAUCAUCGUGGACUAAGGGGCCGAACAACAUCCCACCCACAACAUUCAACCCAAAUCCCAACUCAAUCCAUUACGACCGCCAAUAUUUACUGGUAUAUCCCAUCAAAUCCACAGAUUAUGUUACAGUCAACAACCACAAAUAUUUCAAAUUACACUCUUUUCCAUACUCUGCCAACCAAGUAAUCUUUGUUAUGAGCGAAUCCGGUGAAUUAGCAUAUUACACCUCCAAUCAAUCAAUUUAUGACAAAGUGCAAUUUGAAAUCUCAACGAUGAAACUAUUCAUCGGUGACCCUAUGUUUGUGCAAUACAAAGAUCACCAAGAUGACAGUGAUUUAAAAAAGAUAUAUAUUUUGACACAUUUCUGUGAAGGUGGUGAUUUGGAACAAUUAUUUCAAUCAAUGACUAAAUGGUAUGUCAUUUUAAUUAUUAGAUGUUUACCAUACCAUAUUUAA
This is a messenger RNA of Cavenderia fasciculata, 1011 nucleotides long. RefSeq lists its product as uncharacterized. Bases 1 to 1011 code for a protein of 336 amino acids. NCBI's taxonomy places the organism in Eukaryota, Evosea, Eumycetozoa, Acytosteliales, Cavenderiaceae. The record is from RefSeq and is a predicted model, not a curated record. The transcript has 2 exons.